AAGAGUUAGUGUGUAGUUUCUGGCUUCACAGACGCUGACUUCAUGCAGUGUGUUGAAUUACAGGGGUGUACGUUUUUAUGUUGCUGUAAAUGAGCGAGUGUGUGCGAGUUUCAUGUCUCGGUUUAAGAGAGGAGCAGUAGCUGACCCUCGGGCUGGGUUCAGACAGGACACACCACAAUGUCCGGUACCGUCGGGACUGCUGAAGAGCGCCAGGAAAAGCGGACAGCUCAACCUGUCCGGCCGCGGGCUCAGCGAAGUUCCUCAGAGUGUGUGGAGGAUAAACGUGGACCCUCCAGAAGAAGCUCAGCAGAAUGUGUCCUUCAGUGCAGCAGAGCGAUGGUGGGAGCAGACUGAUCUCACCAAACUCCUGCUCUCCUCCAACAAACUCCAGACAAUCUCCGAAGACAUCAAACUCUUGCCUGCACUAGUGGUUUUAGAUAUUCAUGACAACCAACUCACUACACUGCCAGCGUCUAUUGGAGAGCUGGAACAGUUACAGAAACUCAUCCUGAGUCAUAAUAAGUUGACAGAGCUGCCCACGGAGCUUUGGAGCCUGACAAACCUGCGAUGUCUCCAUCUGCAGCAGAACCUGCUCGAACAGCUGCCUGCAGACUUGGGCCAGUUGUGCCACUUGGAGGAUCUUGACAUUUCCAACAACAAAUUAAUGGCUGUACCAGACAGCCUGGCAGACCUCAGCAACCUCGUAAAACUGAAUCUGUCCUUCAACAAUCUGAAGAGCCUGCCGUCUGCAAUCAGCGGAAUGAAGAACUUGAGAAUGCUGGACUGCUCUCGAAAUCAGCUGGAGAGCGUGCCGCCUGUCCUGGCACAGAUGGCGUCUCUCGAGCAGCUGUACUUGAGGCACAACAAACUGCGCUUUCUCCCAGAGCUGCCCUCCUGCAAAACACUCAAGGAGCUUCACUGCGGGAAUAAUCAGAUUGAGGUAUUGGAGGCAGAUCAUCUAAAACACCUGAGUGCUCUGAGUGUUUUGGAGCUGAGAGAUAACAAGGUGAAGAGUCUUCCUGAGGAAAUAACUGUACUGCAAGGCCUGGAGCGCCUGGAUCUUACUAACAAUGACAUUAGCAGUGUGCCCUGUGGUCUUGGAACUUUGCCUAAUCUGAAGUCUCUGGCUCUGGAGGGCAAUCCUCUGAGGACGAUCCGCAGAGAUAUUCUGACUAAAGGCACCAGUGAACUCCUGAAAUAUCUUAGAAGUCGAAUACAAGAGCAGCCUGAUGGAAAAGCCAAAGAGGGGCCGAACACAGCGAUGACUCUCCCUAGCCAGGCCAAGAUUAAUGUGCAUGCCAUCAAAACACUGAAGACAUUAGACUACAGUGAAAAACAAGAGGCAUCUAUACCUGAUGAUGUGUUUGAUGCAGUCAAUAACAGUCCUGUUGCCAACGUGAACUUCAGCAAAAACCAGCUGACUGCUGUACCACCAAGGAUUGUGGAGCUGAGAGACACUCUAGCAGAUAUCAAUCUCGGAUGUAAUAAGAUUUCUACGAUUCCUCUUGAAUUUUCCAAGCUACAGCAGCUUGUACACAUAGACCUCAGAAAUAAUCUGUUGACAUCACUGCCAGUGGAGCUGGAAGCUCUCACCAAGCUGCGGAGCAUCAUACUGUCAUUUAAUAAAUUUAAGUGUUUCCCAGAUGUGCUGUACCGCAUCUUAACCCUGGAGACAAUUUUAAUAAGCAACAAUCAAGUUGGAGCCAUCGAUCCUGUGAGGCUUAAGCUGCUCGACAGGUUGUCCACUCUGGAUCUGCAGAACAAUGACAUCAUGCAGGUGCCACCAGAAUUGGGUAACUGUACCAGCCUGAGGGCUCUGUUGCUUGAUGGGAACCCUUUCCGUAACCCUAGAGCUGCGAUCGUAGCUAAAGGAACGGACGCGCUUCUCGAGUAUCUACGAAGUCGCAUUCCUACAUGAAUUUAUCGUCUUACAGGGUUGAGCUACCACCACUGCCACAUAAUUAAAGCACUAUCUAAUUCUGCAGACAAGACACAACACUUCUUUGCCAUAAAACUGGGUUUUUCUGAAUAUUUUUCAUGAAAUGUUCUUAGAGUAACUGUCAGCUUUUGUUCUCCUAAAGCCUCAUGGCCUUAAUGGGAAAGUUCCCAGAAAUCACAUGAUAUUUGUUUGAAAUUCUGCAGUGAUCUAGUGCACAUGCUCAUUCUUCUGCCUCUCUUUAUCAUCUCUCUUAUCAUCACCUUAUGCUUGCUGACCAAAUUUACACUAAACUGCGCUGCACUUGCAUUUAUUUUAUUCUUCGCCUGCAUGUCUAAGACUAGCAUGAAGACCAUGUGACAUGAUUAAACAGGCUGUGUGUUUGCUACAUUACAUUUCAACUUCCAGUUCCAUUUAAGACCUUUUAAGAGUUUUUUUUGGCCAAGAAUAUGUAUAAUAUUAAAAUACUUUUGAUGGGAAAGCCAGGUAUUCAUUGUGCAAUUGAUUAUUGUAUCCAGAAAAUCAAAAUUCUUAUUAAAUUGAUAAUUUGCAGUAGUUACCGCAUUUUCAGUGUAAAUUGUUCAAUAUGAAAGAGUAUAAAGCCAUUCAAGAACGUUUUAAUUUCAGUUGUACUGUCUCAAAAGGAAACAGAAUGACAGAUAGUAACAAUAGUGACUUUUUAUUUGUACAAUAAAGACUUUCAUACAUUAUUCAAAACACCGCUUAGAUACUGAAAAAAUCUGUACUCCCAAAGCCGAAAAUGGCUCCGUUAUUUGCUGCACAGCUUUGAAUUUUUUUUUUUCUGUUUUGGUUUUUAUUAUUAAAAUUUAUUUUAAAUAUGUACAUAUAGCAUCUGCAAAAUGCAUUCUAGACACAGAAUAUAUAUUUCAUCAAUUACAUUGUUUUAAUUCAGAAAAAAAUAGGAAGGAGUAAACUUGCGUGUGCAAAUAAACUGCAUGAUAAAUUGUCACUAAAUCUGUUUAACUAAAUGGAAUAAUUGUAUUAUUCUAUAUAUAAUUACUUUUUGCACAAAAAAUGAAACAGCAUUCAAGUCCAGUAAGUCUUCAUACUGCAGAAAGCUUUGAGUACAUUCACAAUUUAUAGGAAUAAAUUAAUUUAAAUGAUUUCAUUCACAGUUAUGUACAUCAAUACUGCAAUUAGACUGAAUAGUACCAUAUAUUAGCAUUUAUAUUCAAUAGGAUUUAAA
Messenger RNA from Pangasianodon hypophthalmus (striped catfish), 3143 nucleotides. It is a transcript of the gene lrrc40, whose product is annotated as leucine rich repeat containing 40. The transcript is spliced from 15 exons. The coding region runs from base 113 to 1918 and encodes 601 amino acids. Gene Ontology annotation, molecular function: protein binding. Lineage: Eukaryota; Metazoa; Chordata; Actinopteri; Siluriformes; Pangasiidae. The record is from RefSeq and is a predicted model, not a curated record.